This is a messenger RNA of Tauraco erythrolophus (red-crested turaco), 4840 nucleotides long. The record is from RefSeq and is a predicted model, not a curated record. NCBI's taxonomy places the organism in Eukaryota, Metazoa, Chordata, Aves, Musophagiformes, Musophagidae.
AUGGCGCAGCUGCUUUUUAAAGAGGAAUAUGUCCUCAGAAGAGAGGAGCUGAAGAAGAAAAGAGUUCAAUUUUUCAGCACUGAAGCCGCCCCUAAAUGGAAGAAAGUAUUUGUAAAUGUCCUGGAACAUACUGAAAGAGAAUCGCAGAGAUUACUACCACAGAGCCUUGACCAUUACCGCCCUGAGGUCUUUGAACACAGUAAAAAGUUACUGCUUCACCUUCUGAUUGCAUUAUCUUGCAAUAGCAACUAUCAAGCCAUUGCAUCAGUGCUUCUUCAGACCAGAGAGAUGAAUGAGACCAAGACUCUGACAGUACAACCAGCAUACUUACCUGAAUAUCUUUAUACAGGUGGCUUUGACUUUCUGCGGGAAUACCAGUCUUCUCCGGUGCCAGAUUCCGGCUUGAGCUCCAGCUCCACCUCCUCCAGUAUCAGCCUGGGAGGCAGCAGUGGAAAUCUCCCACAGAUUACACAAGAGGUUGAGGACAUGGACACUGCUGCUGAAACAGAUGAGAAAGCAAACAAAUUAAUUGAGUUUCUGACAACCAGGGCAUUUGGUCCACUUUGGUGCCAUGAAGAUAUCACUCCCAAAAAUCAGAACACCAAGAGUGCUGAACAGCUUACUAAUUUUCUGCGUCAUGUUGUAUCUGUAUUUAAAGAUUCCAAGUCAGGUUUUCAUUUGGAGCAGCAUCUGAGUGAAGUUGCUUUACAAACAGCCCUUUCAAGCUCUUCAAGACAUUACGCGGGUCGCUCUUUCCAGAUAUUCAGGGCCUUAAAGCAGCCCCUUUCUGCACAUGCAUUGUCUGACCUCCUGUCAAGAUUGGUGGAAGUUAUUGGAGAGCAUGGAGAUGAGAUUCAAGGGUACGUAAUGGAAGCACUACUUACUUUGGAGGCUGCUGUGGAUAAUCUGUCUGACUGUUUGAAGAACAGUGAUCUCUUGACAGUGUUAUCGCGUUCAUCUUCGCCAGAUUUGACCUCAAGCACCAAACUGACUGCAAACCGGAAGAGCACAGGACAGCUGAACGUGAAUCCUGCGAGUGGUAACACAGCCACUGCUGAACGAAGCAGGCACCAGAGGAGCUUCUCUGUGCCCAAAAAGUUCGGAGAUGUGGACAAGUCCUCGGACCCACCACGCAGUGCCACACUAGACAGAAUUCAGGCAUGCACCCAACAAGGCCUGUCCUCUAAAACCAGGAGUUCAUCUUCUCUAAAGGACAGUCUCACUGACCCAUCCCAUAUUAACAAUCCAACCAACCUACUGGCCACCAUCUUCUGGGUUGCUGUGGCUUUGAUGGAAUCGGAUUUUGAGUUUGAGUAUCUAAUGGCAUUGCGGUUACUGAAUAAACUUCUGGCUCAUUUGCCACUAGAUAAAGCUGAAAACCGGGAGAAGUUAGAGAAGUUGCAAGGGCAGCUGAAGUGGGCAGACUUCUCAGGGCUUCAGCAGCUACUCCUGAAAGGAUUCACAUCCCUUACUACCACUGAUCUGACACUACAGCUCUUCAGUUUGCUGACACCAGUGUCUCGAAUAUCCAUGGUGGAUUCCUCUCAAGCUAUAGGAUUUCCACUGAAUGUUUUGUGUCUCCUGCCCCAUUUAAUUCAGCAUUUUGACAGCCCAAACCAGUUUUGUAAAGAUAUAGCAGAAAGGAUCGCUCAGGUUUGUUUGGAGGAGAAGAACCCCAAGCUAUCAAAUCUUGCACAUGUCAUGACCCUUUAUAAAACACAUAGCUAUACAAGGGACUGUGCUACCUGGGUAAAUGUGGUUUGCCGUUACCUUCAUGAAGCUUUUGCUGAUAUUACAUUGAGUAUGGUUACAUAUUUGGCUGAGCUACUAGAAAAAGGCCUUCCUAGUAUGCAACAGUCCCUCUUACAGAUGAUCUACAGUCUUCUUAGUUAUAUGGACCUGUCAGCUAUUCCUGUGAAACAGUUUAACAUGGAAGUUCUGAAAACCAUUGAAAAAUAUGUACAGAGCAUUCACUGGAGAGAAGCCUUGAAUAUCCUGAAGUUGGUAGUUUCUCGGUCUGCCAGUUUAGUUUUACCGUCCUAUCAACACAACGAUCUUUCAAAAAUGGAAAUACAUCGAGUGUGGAACAGUGCCUCCAAGGAGCUACCAGGGAAGACUUUAGAGUUUCAUUUUGAUAUUUCAGAGACUCCAAUUAUUGGGAGACGGUAUGAUGAGCUGCAAAGUUCUUCUGGACGAGAUGGUAAAUCCAGGGCAAUGGCUGUCACCCGAAGCACUUCUUCAACUUCAUCAGGAUCUAACUCCAAUGUCCUUGUUCCUGUGAGCUGGAAGAGACCCCAGUACUCUCAGAAAAGGACAAAGGAAAAGCUGGUGCAUGUCCUUUCUCUAUGUGGUCAGGAAGUUGGGCUGAGCAAAAAUCCUUCAGUGAUUUUUUCUUCCUGUGGUGAUCUGGAUCUGAUUGAGCACCAGACGAGCUUGGUGUCUUCAGAAGACGGAACAAGGGAGCAGGAGAACAUGGAUGAUUCAAACAGUGAACAACAAUUCAGAGUCUUUAGGGACUUUGAUUUCCUAGAUGUUGAGCUGGAAGAUGGGGAGGAACUUCAGGGUGAGAGCAUGGACAACUUCAACUGGGGAGUACGCAGACGGUCCCUGGAUAGCCUGGACAAGUGUGACAUGCAGCUGCUGGAAGAGAGCCAGCUCUCAGGAAGCACGCCCAGCCUGAACAAAAUGAACCAUGAGGACUCCGAUGAGUCAUCGGAGGAGGAGGACCUGACCACCAGCCAAAUCUUGGAGAACUCAGACCUAGUAAGUUGCAAACUUUCACUUUCUACAUCAUGUGGCACAACCUCAGCAGACCCUCAUCAUUUUAACAUAGGAACGUCCAGCUUUGAUGUGUCUUUGCCUGAUAUGAAUAAUCUCCAAGUGUCUGAAGGAUCCAAGGUUGAAGCUGUACAUGAAGAACAAGAUACAGCAGUCCAUGAGGAUGACCUUUCAGGGUCUACAAAUGAACUCCCUGGAGCCUUUGAAUGCAGUGAUAGCCUUAGCCUGGAUAUGACAGAAACGGAAGAGAAAGCUGACAGGCUGGAACACUUCGCUCUUGCUAGUUUUGGAGAUGUUGAUCGCAGUGCCUCCCCUCCUCCCUCACCAUUUUUUUCGGCCAUCCUUGCUGCAUUUCAGCCAGCAGCAUGUGAUGAUGCAGAAGAAGCCUGGCGUAGUCAUAUCAACCAGCUCAUGUGCGACUCUGAUGGUUCUUGUGCAGUUUAUACAUUUCAUGUGUUCUCUUCCCUGUUUAAGAAUAUUCAGAAAAGAUUCUGCUUCCUAACCUGCGAUGCAGCUAGUUAUUUGGGAGACAACCUGCGAGGAAUAGGUUCCAAGUUUGUGAGGUCUUCUCAGAUGUUAACAUCAUGUUCAGAAUGUCCCACCCUUUUUGUAGAUGCAGAAACACUGCUCUCCUGCGGCCUUCUUGAAAAGCUGAAGUUCAGUGUUUUAGAACUUCAGGAGUACCUGGACACUUACAAUAACAGGAAGGAAGCAACACUCUCGUGGCUUGCAAACUGCAAAGCAACAUUUGCUGGGGGUUCUCGGGAUGGAGUUAUUACCUGCCAGCCAGGGGACUCAGAAGAGAAGCAAAUGGAAUCUCUUGCACAAUUGGAACUGUGUCAGAGAUUAUAUAAACUGCACUUCCAGCUGCUGUUGCUUUUUCAGUCCUACUGUAAACUUAUUGGACAAGUGCAUGAAGUCAGUUCCAUGCCAGAGCUGUUAAAUAUGUCAAGGGAACUGAGUGAGCUGAAGAAAAAUCUGAAGGAUGCUACUGCUGCAAUCGCAGCUGAGCCUCUGACGGUGGAAUCUGAGCCCACAUUCAACUCAACGGAAGCAGCUAUUCAGUCCAUGCUGGAGUGUUUGAAAAACAAUGAACUUGUUAAAGCCGUCCGACAAAUAAGAGAAUGCAGGAUUUUGUGGCCCAAUGAUAUCUUUGGAAGUAGCUCUGACGAUGAAGUCCAGACACUACUGAACAUUUACUUCCGGCACCAAACCUUGGGUCAGACGGGCACCUAUGCACUGGUGGGCUCCAACCAGAGCCUGACUGAAAUCUGUACCAAAUUAAUGGAACUGAACAUAGAGAUCCGCGACAUGAUUCGCAGAGCUCAGAGUUACCGGGUCAUCAAUACUUUUCUUCCAGACUCCAGCAUUUCCGGCACAAGUCUCUGACAGGACUCUGGUGUCCUCUUUCAAGCUGGGAGUGCUGCCCUGUUGGAGUGAGGUGGCUCAAUGUCUUCUCAGCCUUACAAAGGUUUGGUCAAACUGUACUGGCUCUUGUUACGUUUAGGAUUUCUUCUAAAAAGCUAUGGGCUGAACUUCAAACGUGUAGCAAUACUGUAAGGACAAAGGUAGCAUAGAGCAUCCGGGACGACAUCCUUUGUUCUCUGUUGCACAAAAAUCAGUUAGCAUUUCACUGAGCAACUGCAACUCACUACUGAAGAAGUGACUUCCAUUGCAUACCAAAGCCUACUACACUGAACAAUACUUCCUUUAUAGCAAAUUAAUUUUAGGUUGGCAGAAGUGCAAUGUUUCCUUCACGAAAUAAUAUUUUUUGUUAAAAGAAAACUUGUACAUUUUUUCUGGUUUUUUUUUUUUCUCUUAUUUGGUUGAGUGAAAGAUGGGCAGAAUGAAGCUGGCCACAGAAUCUCACAAACUUGUUGGUCAAAAGCUGAGAGCCUGUGUAUAUGAAACAAAUUGUAAAUGGACUACAGUUUAAUGUACACUGUAAUUUGAAUAUGAUUACUGUAUCUUAAAACAACGAGCUGCUAUGAAGUACAUUUCCUAAUGUUACUAGGCUACUGUCUCUGAAGGUACUGGAUCAUAUUGCAGAGGUCUGUUCUUA